AACCAGGUCAGUGCUUUUUUAACGGCCCUCAUUAAAUCUUCACUCAAAUCAUAUGAUCAUAUCACCCUUUAAAAUUAAAACCUCUGUUACUGUGUGUGUGUGUGUGAAAUUGUGCCAUGAUGUAUGCUUCUUUGGGUAUGCUUGAUCUUGGAAGUUUAACACAAUUCUCUAGUAAAGAUUCUUCACUGGCUACUGGAAGUAACUUGUUUAUCAGUUCACAACAGCUUCCGAAACUUAGUGUGGGACCCGGAAAACUGCUGGUCAGUUCAAGACAUAUUCAUACCCGAAGAUUAUUAUUAAGUCGAACUAGGGCAAAGCAUGAUCACACGGUCAUGACUGAUGACCUUUCAGCAACGAAAAACAUCAAAUCAGACAUGAAAAAUUUAAAAAUUUUGGAUCUAGAUCCUGGUUUAGAACCGUACAAAGAUCACUUUGAGUAUAGGAUGAAAAGAUUUUCUGAACAGAAAAUGCUUAUUGAUCAAUAUGAAGGAGGUCUUGAAGAUUUUGCUAAGGGUUAUUUAAAGUUCGGGCUCAAUAGAGAAAACGGGAGCAUUAUCUACCGUGAAUGGGCCCCAGCUGCCGAGGAAGCACAGCUGAUCGGGGAUUUUAACGGGUGGGAUGGAUGGAACCACAAGAUGGAAAAAGAUCAGUUUGGAGUAUGGACUAUCAAGAUUCCCGAUGUCAAUGGCAGUUCGGUAAUUCCUCACAAUUCAAGGGUUAAGUUCCGAUUCAAGCACAGCAAUGGAGUUUGGGUUGAUCGGCUUCCAGCUUGGAUAAAGUAUGCCACUGUUGACUCUACCAGAUUUGCUGCCCCUUAUGACGGCGUUUACUGGGACCCACCACCUUCAGAAAGGUAUGAAUUUAAGUUUCCCCGUCCACCAAAACCGGAGGCCCCAAGAAUAUAUGAGGCUCAUGUCGGGAUGAGUAGUUCUGAACCCCGAGUGAAUUCAUAUCGUGAAUUCGCAGACGAUGUUUUACCUCGUAUUCGGGCUAACAACUAUAACACAAUCCAAUUAAUGGCCAUAAUGGAGCAUUCUUAUUACGGUUCAUUCGGUUAUCACGUUACAAACUUUUUUGCCGUUAGUAGUAGAUCAGGAACACCCGAAGACCUAAAAUACUUAAUCGAUAAAGCACAUAGUUUAGGUUUACGGGUGUUAAUGGAUGUUGUUCAUAGCCAUACAAGUAACAACGUCACAGACGGGCUCAACGGUUUUGACGUGGGCCAGCCCACACAAGAUUCCUACUUUCAUACUGGGGAACGCGGGUAUCAUUCCCUUUGGGAUAGUAGACUUUUCAAUUAUUCGAACUGGGAAGUUCUUCGUUUCCUUUUAUCUAAUUUACGAUGGUGGCUUGACGAGUUCAAAUUUGACGGGUUUCGGUUUGAUGGGAUAACUUCCAUGUUAUAUCAUCAUCACGGAAUCAACAUGGCGUUUAGUGGGGAUUACAAUGAGUACUUUUCGGAAUCGACUGAUGUCGAUGCUGUUGUGUAUAUGAUGCUUGCGAAUUGUUUGAUUCAUUCGUUGUUGCCGGAAGCAAUGGUGAUUGCGGAAGAUGUUUCCGGGAUGCCAGGCCUUGGUAGGCCUGUUGACGAGGGUGGAAUCGGGUUUGACUUUCGGUUGGCUAUGGCGAUUCCUGAUAAAUGGAUUGAUUACUUGAAGAACAAGAGUGAUGACGAGUGGUCAAUGAAUGACAUAACGAGAACUUUGACUAAUCGAAGGUACACUGAGAAAUGCGUUGCUUAUGCAGAGAGUCAUGAUCAGUCGAUUGUAGGAGACAAGACAAUUGCAUUUUUGCUUAUGGACAAUGAAAUGUAUUUUGGGAUGUCUUGUUUGAAAGAGGCUUCACCAACUAUUGACCGUGGGAUUGCGCUUCACAAGAUGAUUCAUUUUUUAACGAUGGCACUGGGAGGAGAAGGCUACCUUAAUUUCAUGGGAAACGAGUUUGGUCAUCCCGAGUGGAUCGAUUUCCCGAGAGUAGGAAAUGAUUGGAGCUACGAUAAGUGCAGACGCCAAUGGGAACUUGUUGAUACAGAGCACUUAAGAUACAAGUUUAUGAACGAAUUUGAUAGAGCUAUGAACUUGCUCGAUGACAAGUUUUCCUUCCUCGCAUCAACCAAACAGAUCGUGAGCAGCGCGGAUGAAGAAGACAAGGUUAUCGUGUUUGAAAGGGGAGAUCUAGUGUUUGUUUUCAAUUUCCAUCCCGAUAACACGUAUGACGGGUACAAAGUUGGUUGCGAUUUACCGGGGAAAUAUAGAGUUGCUCUGGACAGCGAUGCGUGGGAAUUCGGUGGGCAUGGAAGAGUUGGUCAUGAUGUUGAUCAUUUCACUUCGCCCGAAGGACUACCAGGAGUUCCGGAAACAAACUUCAAUAACCGUCCUAACUCGUUCAAAGUUCUCUCACCGCCACGGACUUGUGUGGUUUAUUACCGGGUUGAAGAAGAAGACAUUCUUGUUGAAACCGGGGUUGAAGAAGAAGAAACUCUUGUAGAAACCAUGAAAAUCCAUGAAGCAACUCCUGCCACUGAAGGCAAAGCGCAAAGUUCAGAAAUACCCGAGGAAGAAGACGAUGAGGACGAGAGAUUGAUCUGAAUAGUGAAUAUCAUGGUUGCUUUUGGAGAAUGCUAGGAGUUUAUGGUUCACAAUCGGCUUCAUUUAAGUCGAGUCAAGCUCGAGUUUAAACACUUAAAAGUCUCAUAAAGCUUUUUCUAGCCUUAUUGAGAUGGAAACUUAUUAUUUUUUUACCCUAGUGUACAUGCAUAUUUACAUAAUUACCUUACUAUCUAUUCGAGUCGACUCAACCCGAGCUCAAUGUAUAUUAUCGAGUCAAUUAAUGCUAACCAUGAUUAAUCUUAUUAUAAUGUUGAUAA
Molecule: messenger RNA, 2866 nt
Organism: Helianthus annuus (common sunflower)
Lineage: Eukaryota; Viridiplantae; Streptophyta; Magnoliopsida; Asterales; Asteraceae
Product: 1,4-alpha-glucan-branching enzyme 1, chloroplastic/amyloplastic
Exons: 13
Coding region: 117-2588 (823 amino acids)
Biological process (GO): glycogen biosynthetic process
Cellular component (GO): cytoplasm
Molecular function (GO): 1,4-alpha-glucan branching enzyme activity; cation binding; hydrolase activity, hydrolyzing O-glycosyl compounds
Source: RefSeq, a predicted model, not a curated record